AUGGCUCAUACAACCGACUCCUCGUUCUCCGAGAAGCAAGAUGAAAAUCAGAGUGCCGACAAAAGUCUCAGUAAACAAUUAAAGCACAACAAAGCCGAAGGCGGAAAAGACGCCCACGCCAGACAUGCUCACGACGAACACGCCCUCGAUUCACAGCGUACCAGUCAAGAUGAUUUACCAAAAGUUGAAAAAGGUGGUAAGCGCGAGCUGUUGGAAGAUGACUGCUAUGACGCCUUAGGCUUCUGCUUUCCAUCAUGGAAGAAAUGGACCAUCCUAUCAGUCAUCUUCGUAGUCCAGAUGUCGAUGAAUUUCAACACAGGCGUCUAUUCUAAUGCAGUGACCGGUCUCACCGAGGAGUUUGGGAUCAGCGAGCAGGCCGCUCGAGUUGGACAGUGUGUCUUCCUCGUUGCAUAUGCAUUCGGCUGCGAGCUCUGGGCUCCGUGGAGUGAAGAGUUUGGCCGUUGGCCUAUCAUGCAGCUGUCAUUGUUCUUGGUCAAUAUCUGGCAGAUCCCAUGUGCCUUGGCCCCCAAUUUUGGCACUAUUGUCGUAUGCCGCAUCCUUGGAGGGCUCAGCUCGGCUGGUGGUUCUGUGACCCUCGGUAUGACUGCUGAUAUGUGGGAGGCCGAUGACCAAGGCUUUGCCGUGGCAUAUGUCGUACUCUCAUCCGUGGGCGGCUCAACUAUCGGUCCUGUGUUUGGUGGGUUUAUCGGCCAGUAUCUCUCCUGGCAUUGGGUUUUCUGGAUCCAGUUAAUCUUUGGUGGAGUUACCCAAAUUUUGCACUUCUUCUUUGUCCCAGAGACACGGGCUACGAUACUCGUCGAUAGAGAGGCUAAGCGGCGCCGUAAGAAUGGCGAGGAUGUCUGGGGCCCUAACGAGUUGAAGACACAGCGUCUGAACUUUAAGGAAGUCCUCCAAAUCUGGCGCCGACCCUUUGAGAUGUUCCUACGCGAGCCAAUUGUACUGUUCCUGUCUCUUCUGUCGGGUUUCUCCGAUGCACUCAUCUUCGUGUUCACCGAGUCAUUCACUCUGGUCUUUAAGCAAUGGAACAUGAAUACCAUGGAAAUCGGAUUGACUUUCUGCGCUAUUCUGGUCGGAUACAUGCUCGCUUACUUUGUUUUCCUGCCUGAUGUCUGGCGCCAGAUGAAACUUCGCAAGGUACAUGGAGCCGGAAGCAGACUCGCCGAGCGCCGGCUGCUCCUUCUUCUCUUCAUCGCUCCCCUGGAACCGAUUGGUCUACUAGGCUUCGCCUGGACAUCCAUGGGUCCUCCUAUCCCCUGGAUCGCACCUUGCAUCUUCGCUUGUCUUAUCGCAAUCGCAAACUACGCCAUCUAUAUGGCCACGAUAGACUACAUGGUUGCCGCAUAUGGCCCCUACUCUGCUUCUGCGACUGGUGGCAACGGCUUUGCUCGAGACUUCUUGGCUGGAAUUGCUACCAUGUACGCCACGCCUAUGUACGAGAACAUGGGAAAUAAGUACCACCUCCAGUGGGCGAGCACAUUUCUCGGUUGCGUGGGUUUCCUGGUUUUGAUACCAAUCUAUGUCUUUUAUUGGAAGGGUCCGGAUAUUCGGGCAAAGAGCAAGUUCGCACAACAGCUUGAGGCUGAUCGAUUUAGACAGCAGGAUAAUCGACGUCCUAGCGAGCCCCGACGAGUAAGUUACUUGCGUGAAGAUGAGGAUCCAUAUGCAUAA
This is a messenger RNA of Penicillium taxi, 1689 nucleotides long. RefSeq names its product Major facilitator superfamily domain general substrate transporter. Bases 1 to 1689 code for a protein of 562 amino acids. Gene Ontology annotation, biological process: transmembrane transport. Gene Ontology annotation, molecular function: transmembrane transporter activity. The record is from RefSeq and is a predicted model, not a curated record. Lineage: Eukaryota; Fungi; Ascomycota; Eurotiomycetes; Eurotiales; Aspergillaceae. The transcript has a single exon.